Molecule: messenger RNA, 3355 nt
Organism: Haliotis rubra (blacklip abalone)
Lineage: Eukaryota; Metazoa; Mollusca; Gastropoda; Lepetellida; Haliotidae
Product: transmembrane protein 179-like
Exons: 5
Coding region: 109-765 (218 amino acids)
Source: RefSeq, a predicted model, not a curated record
AAAGCAACCAGGAAGCGAAUCGCCCUUGACCCAGAAAGCUGUUUACUGUUUUCCUCCACAAAGAAGAGUUCCACCUGUACGUACACCUGAACAUCUGUACCUCCUGGAAUGGCGUGGAUAACCUUAGACGUUCAGCUUCUCGUACAGACGUUCCUGUACGCCGCAAACAUUGUGCUGGGACUAGCCGUCGCCGUACCCCUCGGGAUUACAAUUGGAGAUUUUAAUGGACAAUGUAUUCUCUACGCGCACAUCGAUUGGAACUCGUUAACGUUCAUGACAUCCAACGUCGUCAACUGCCGGUUUGGAAUCUACGUCAGCGUAUGUUUCUGUGUACUCUAUGCCCUUGGGAUGAUCUUCUACCAUGUGUACCUCCUGACAAGAAAUGAUCCAAGCAUUGGGUCAAAGAUGUGGGUGUUCCCUUUCAUCGUGGUGAAUUCAGUCGUCGCUUUUGUGACGUUCAUUUCUUCCUGUAUCAUCAGCGUUGGCUUCAAGACGUUCUGUGAUGGCUUCCUAAAGGGCAGAGAGAUGGGUCACAUUAUUAGCAGCUGUGCCGACGGGGAGAAAUUCACGUGGAAUGCAGACUACCGGACUCACUCUUUCUACACUUACCUGACAGUAACACAGAUUGCAACAUGGAGCACCCUCCUGGUGUGGGUGCUUCUGGUAAUCGAGGGCAUCAUCAGAUUUCUAAGGAACAGACGCCAGGCCAAUGCACAAGCCACCUCUGACCUUAAGAACUUUGCAGCCUCGGAACCAUCAGCAUAAUAAUAUGUCACAGUUUUCGUGUCCGUGGCUGGAUCGACAAGAACAAACUGUGCAUACCUUUCUUUGUAUACAGAAACAGUUUUCAAAGAUGAAGAGUACAGUGACCUUGACCUCGCCCUUAACCCAGUAGGUCGGGGCAUGCCGUUUGGAGGUCACCUGGUGACGUUGUUGUUGUAGGUGUGAAUUGUUUCUAAUUACUUCGAGAGUUGAUUGCCUGACUGUUACCAGGUAAUGUCCAUAUACUCUCUGAGGCUUCUAUCAUAUAUAUAGAUCUCACUUGGAUGAAGGUCUCGCACUUGAAAAGGUAAUGGAACUCAUCUGCUAUAGCAGGUGAGUUACAGAGAGGACAAAGUCUUUCACCUCUUGGUACUCCACUCCAACGGCCUGUUUCCACAGGGAAGUUAUGGUUUGACGCAAUUUCAUCAGCUGUAAUGAUAACGUCUUAGGAAGAAGAAGGUAUGAUUCAAUUCCAAAAGUCUAUUUGAAAUAGCAAUAAUAUAAACCUUUAGGGCUUGCAGAGAUAUUGCCUUUCCAAUUUUGAAAGAACUGGUCUUUAAGAAUUCUUUCAGCGUUCGAAACUAACCAUGGGGUGGAGUACCCAGAUGGAGUAUUCCAAAUAGGGUUUAAACCAAUUUAAACCAAUGUUAUUUAAGAUACUCUGUAUACAAGUGAGCCAUUGUUAUUAAUUUCAAAAUCUAACCGAACAAAUCGAAGCAUUAUUUGAGUGAACUUAGUUACACCUAUUUAGAAAUGUAAUUUAUGUCAAAAAUGUAACAUACGCUUGUAUAUCUUGAUAUAUAAAGGUUCUCUUCCUAGUUUCCCAUAUACCAUAAAAUUUGGUGUAGACUUUCGUAGGCCGGCAGCGAGCUUAAGAAAUUUUAGAUGGACUUGUUCAAUUAAGUGUAGGUUUUCAAACCCCCAAACUUCUGAGCCAUGUUUUUAAAUUGGAACAACCAAAGUGUCAAAUGCUGAGAAUAAACAGUCUAGAGGUAAGUUGAUAUUUCGAGAAUUGCUGAGUAGACCAUACCUUGCUUUUUGUGCAUUUUCGCAUAGAGAUUUUAUUGCAUAUAUUAAUUGUCUAUUUCUAUGCAAGUUAAUUCCAAGAUAAGUAUAGUAAUCAACUAUCUCUAAACAAUUUCUACCGUAAAAGAAGGCAAGUUUUGAUGAUAUAGCAGGAACGCCUCCAAAUAUAACAACUUUAGUUUUCGCAAUAUUAACGUUUAACUUCAUCAUAAUACAAUACUCGUUAAAACCAUUUAAGGACUUCUGUAAGCCGCCUAGUGUAACAUCAAAAAUAGCAGUGUCAUCAGCAUAACGUAAUACAAUGACUUGAAUCCACAUAAUAACAUCUAAUACCUGUUCGACAAACGCACAGAUACAAAUUAUUCCGACAAAAUGCAUGGAACUGUUUUGCCCAGUCUAAAUUCAGGAACCAAUCACGGAAAUAUCUACUUGCAAAACAUAGAUUAGCGUGUGUUAUGUGAUAGGACAGUUUCGAUUUUUUAGGAAGGGUUCCUUUUGGCUUUUUGUUCGUUCGGCUGUUUACUUAUAUAUUUGAUUGCUCAUUUUUCGGCUCACUUGCACAUAGAAUUUAGAAGUCUUGACCUAACUCAUUAGCACAUUAGAGAGUUUAUUUCUCACUCGUGCCUUCCAUCUUGUCGCAAAGGGUUAACUUAUCGCACUAAAGGAUAUGAUCUGAGUUGUAGAGACAUGGCAACUUCUAAUGUGCUUUCAGUGUAUUGUACAUUUAUCAUCACAACAGCACUGUGCAUAUCUAUCACUUUGAUGUAUAUUCUUUCAAUGUAUGUUGUGUGAUGGGACGCACUUUUACCACCUGUGGUGGUGCUCAGGCAUGAAAUGAUCUGAUCUGAAUUAUUUGGUGAAAACCUUGAGUCUUUCUGCUUUCUUGACGGUAUCAGCUUGAGUUGAGUGCCGCACUCAAAUAUUCCAGCUAUAAGACUGUAAAUAAUCGUGUCUGAACAAGACAAUCUAGUGAUUGGGCUUUGCUUGACGGUAUCAGCUUGAGUUGAGUGCCGCACUCAAAUAUUCCAGCUAUAAGACUGUAAAUAAUCGCGUCUGAACCAGACAAUCUAGUGAUUGGGCUUUGCUUGACGGUAUCAGCUUGAGUUGAGUGCCGCACUCAAAUAUUCCAGCUAUAAGACUGUAAAUAAUCGCGUCUGAACCAGACAAUCUAGUGAUUGGGCUUUGCUUGACGGUAUCAGCUUUGAGUUGAGUGCCGCACUCAAAUAUUCCGGCUAUAAGACUGUAAAUAAUCGCGUCUGAACCAGACAAUCUAGUGAUUGGGCUUUGCUUGACGGUAUCAGCUUGAGUUGAGUGCCGCACUCAAAUAUUCCAGCUAUAAGACUGUAAAUAAUCGCGUCUGAACCAGACAAUCUAGUGAUUGGGCUUUGCUUGACGGUAUCAGCUUGAGUUGAGUGCCGCACUCAAAUAUUCCAGCUAUAAGACUGUAAAUAAUCGUGUCUGAACCAGACAAUCUAGUGAUUGGGCUUUGCUUGCCGGUAUCAGCUUGAGUUGAGUGCCGAUACGCUGAUCGAAAACCGGUAUUUUGACUUGCAUUCGGAAAACUUCG